Molecule: messenger RNA, 1558 nt
Organism: Closterium sp. NIES-67
Lineage: Eukaryota; Viridiplantae; Streptophyta; Zygnematophyceae; Desmidiales; Closteriaceae
Source: the annotation of a GenBank genome assembly
GUCUUUCAGGCAAACCAGAAACAAGCAAGCAGGUCAAGGCAGCCAGCCUCAGGCUCAGACAAGGUUUCCCAUCAGUGGUUAUCAGAGGCAGCUCUUCUUUUCUUUCUUGAACCCGCCUGGCAAGCAGGUUUUACUUACCACCAGUCCAUCCGCCUCACUUGGCUGUCUUCUUUCAUUGGAUCUUCAUACUUAUAUCAUAGUCGCAAGGCACUCCGGAAGCCGCCAGCUCCUCCGCUACCACACGUCACCUCAUAGAAGCUGGAAUAUAUUACGCAGCAGAAGUAGAAGCGCGUUUCACGCAUCCGGGUUUUAGACGACGAGGAAUACGAGAUUCUGUAGCGGUCCUUGGGUCAUUCCACCUGCUGAUGGCUGCACUGCGGACGAUACAGCGAGAGAACCUUAUCGGCGAUGAGAAUGCGUGGACCCCUUACCACGGCGCUAGGAACAAGGGAAAUGCUGCCGAGAGGACGCCUCGUCCUGCUGGAGGGUUUGGAGUUGACGUGAAGGAUCGCAUGGUUGCUCCAGGGAGUUCCAUCCGUGCAUUUGGCACGGAGCUGCGCAACACUCUAAACUCCCACCGCGUGGUUCCGAGCACACCAGUUUCCAAGAUGGGUUCCUUCAUGCCCGUGGCUCCUUCAACCACCAUUAAGGGAGGCCGGUCGGCUCUACGGAACGUUACCAACGAGAACGAGCCAACGACCCAGAUGAAGCCAUCUGUCAAGCGCAGAUUCGGAGAUGCCCUGACGAACACCUUCCCGCAGCUAGAUCUGGAGAGUCUGAAUGUCAAUGUUAACACCGUCCAGAAAGCCCAGCCAUCCAUGGCCAGUCGACUCAAGCCUCGAGAAGGGACUCGGGAGAAGGAAUCCGGCGAGUCAGCUCUUAAGAAGGGUCAGGAAAGUAACACGCAAGCCACCGGAGUUGCUGACGUCAGGAUGUCGCUACCUUUCUCGCAACUAGAGCCAAUUACCUCGGCGGUUCAGGAUCUCACGAUUGGGAAGGACGCGAAAGUGAAGGUGAAGGUGAAGACGGAGAGGGAGCUGAUUGCGCUGAACGACAUCGAUGCACUGGCGGAGCUCUACGCGGCUGAUGGCGUGGAGAGGAUGCCGAUGGAUGGAGAUAGCUACGAGGCAGUCAUCAGGGCUCAGGAUGAGGAAGAAAUUCGUCAGCGCGUUGAGAUGGUUAAGUCUAUCCGCGUCGAUCCUCCAUGCCUUUAUGGCCUCUGCAAGCAACAAAAGGAUCCGGAUAUGAUACCUUUGAUGGAUGAUCCCCCCAUGCCGUCACCUCCUGGAGGUUACCUUCCAUCCCUGUCUCUGAUGGAUGGUGAUGAUUAUCUUGAUGACCUCCAAAGCUUCCCAGAACUGGACUACCUGGAGGUGGGAUGGAGUGCACUGGAGUGAGGAUUAUGAGAUGUGGAGGGUGGCACUAUGUCAGUAAAGUUUGCAGCGAAGGAAUGUUUGGUAAAUAAGGUGGUGUGUCCUGAUGCGGAGGUCAUUCAUCAUGACCCCCUGUUGGUAGUACAGCCACCAUCUUGAUUCGGAUCUCUUUGUAGAUAUUGGCA